AUGUCCUCCUCGUCCUCGUCUCCUGGCGAGCCCUACGAGGAGCGAGAGUACGAGAGCCAGGCCAAGCGCCUCAAGACGGAGGAGGGCGAGAUCGACUACUCGGCGGAGGAGGGCGAGAGCCGCCGGGAGUCAGCGUCCCGGGGCGGGGGCGAGGGAGGCGGCCGAAGCUACUCUCAGCCGGAGUCAGGUGGAAGUCACCAUAAAGUUUCUGUUUCUCCUGUCGUUCAUGUCCGAGGGCUGUGUGAAUCAGUUGUGGAAGCAGACCUCGUGGAAGCUCUUGAAAAAUUUGGAACAAUAUGCUAUGUGAUGAUGAUGCCAUUUAAACGCCAGGCUCUAGUGGAAUUUGAAAACAUAGAUAGUGCCAAAGAAUGUGUUACCUUUGCUGCUGAUGAACCAGUUUAUAUAGCUGGCCAACAAGCCUUUUUCAACUACUCUACAAGUAAAAGGAUCACUCGGCCAGGGAAUACUGAUGAUCCAUCAGGGGGCAACAAAGUUCUUCUUUUAUCCAUUCAGAACCCUCUCUACCCAAUCACAGUGGAUGUUUUAUAUACAGUGUGCAAUCCUGUUGGAAAGGUACAACGGAUCGUCAUAUUCAAGAGGAAUGGAAUACAAGCAAUGGUUGAGUUUGAAUCAGUUCUUUGUGCCCAGAAAGCUAAAGCAGCACUCAAUGGAGCAGAUAUAUAUGCUGGAUGUUGUACACUAAAAAUUGAAUAUGCAAGGCCAACUCGCCUAAAUGUUAUUAGGAACGACAAUGACAGUUGGGACUACACUAAACCAUACUUGGGAAGGCGAGAUAGAGGAAAGGGUCGUCAGAGGCAAGCCAUUUUGGGAGAACAUCCUUCGUCCUUUAGACAUGAUGGAUAUGGUUCACAUGGUCCAUUAUUGCCUUUACCAAGCCGUUACCGAAUGGGCUCUCGAGAUACUCCUGAACUUGUUGCAUAUCCCCUUCCACAGGCUUCUUCCUCCUAUAUGCAUGGGGGAAAUCCUUCUGGUUCAGUUGUUAUGGUUAGUGGGUUACAUCAACUGAAGAUGAAUUGUUCAAGGGUCUUCAAUCUGUUCUGCUUGUAUGGAAAUAUCGAAAAGGUAAAAUUUAUGAAAACCAUUCCUGGUACAGCAUUGGUAGAAAUGGGUGAUGAGUAUGCUGUAGAGCGAGCUGUCACACAUCUCAAUAAUGUCAAAUUAUUUGGAAAAAGACUUAACGUUUGUGUGUCUAAACAACAUUCAGUAGUUCCUAGUCAAAUAUUUGAACUGGAAGAUGGUACAAGCAGUUACAAGGAUUUUGCCAUGAGCAAAAAUAAUCGCUUUACAAGUGCUGGUCAGGCAUCCAAGAACAUAAUCCAGCCCCCUUCUUGUGUGCUACAUUACUACAAUGUUCCAUUGUGUGUUACAGAAGACACCUUUUCAAAGUUAUGUAGUGAUCAUGAAGUUCUCACAUUUAUCAAAUACAAAGUGUUUGAUGCAAAACCUUCUGCCAAAACACUCUCUGGCCUACUAGAAUGGGAAUGCAAGACUGAUGCAGUAGAAGCUCUUACUGCCCUUAAUCACUACCAAAUAAGAGUUCCGAAUGGUUCUAAUCCCUACACAUUGAAGCUUUGCUUCUCUACUUCAUCCCAUUUAUAAGAGGAGAAGAGGAUAGCAUGUUAGGAGCUACAUUCAUCUUUCUUUACAAUUUUCAAACUACACUUCAUUUUCAAAAUCUAAAGUGGUUGAUCUAAUGUUGCCUUGCUCUCUUUUAAGACCUUGUAUCUUGUUUUAUAAUAAACAGAUUUGUUUUGGCCUCAAGUGAAUUUGUUGUAAGCUUAAAUACUGUUUUCAUUAUAAAUAGUAUAACUACAUAAAAUGUAGAAUUGUCGCACCUGCAUUGUAGAUUAUGCAGUUAUAUAGUUUCUAACAUUUUUCCCCCAUAGUUGGAAAUGUAUUUGCAUUCUUAAUGCCAAAGAUUUGCAAAUAUCUUUUCAUUGUGAAUAAAAUAAAUUAGCAGGUGAACGUUUUGCUUUUUAAUAUGGUAGAAUCUAAUGUUACCUGUUUAGUUAUUUAGGUAUGUCGCAGUUAUCCAUAUGAAAUGUAACUUGUAUUUAUAAAGUGUGUUCAUCAGGCUUCAGGAUAACAUGACACAUGGUGAUUUUUAAGUACUACAGAUAUAUUUGAUUUUAUAUUUCCAAGAGGCUAACAGACAUAUAGAUACCCUUGUACAGUAUUUACUCAAAAUUAUUUAAAUUGGUGUAUUUUUUUUAAGCCAUUGUCCAUUUGUAUUGACAUGCAGUACUAUCUGUUGCUAGUUCCAGUUUGGGGAUUUUAUAAUUAAAGUUUCAAUAUUG
Messenger RNA from Gracilinanus agilis (Agile Gracile Mouse Opossum), 2318 nucleotides. It is a transcript of the gene HNRNPLL, whose product is annotated as heterogeneous nuclear ribonucleoprotein L like. NCBI's taxonomy places the organism in Eukaryota, Metazoa, Chordata, Mammalia, Didelphimorphia, Didelphidae. The coding region runs from base 1 to 1620 and encodes 539 amino acids. Gene Ontology annotation, biological process: mRNA processing; regulation of RNA splicing. The transcript is spliced from 13 exons. Gene Ontology annotation, molecular function: mRNA binding. The record is from RefSeq and is a predicted model, not a curated record. Gene Ontology annotation, cellular component: nucleus.